CUGCAGCAGUCGAGAGGUGAGAGCUGCUACAGUGCCCGAGUUAAGGGGAAUUGGAGGCAGGCGCCGAUCCACAGCGAUAUCGAGACACUCAGAGCCACAGGCACCAUGUCCGAUCCUGGUGAUGUCCGACCUGUUCCACACAGGAGCAAAGUAUGCCGUCGUCUGUUCGGUCCCGUGGACAGUGAGCAGUUGAGCCGCGAUUGCGAUGCGCUCAUGGCGAGCUGUCUCCAGGAGGCCCGAGAACGGUGGAACUUUGACUUCGCCACUGAGACGCCGCUGGAGGGCAACUACGUCUGGGAGCGUGUUCGGAGCCCAGGGCUGCCCAAGAUCUACCUGAGCCCUGGGUCCCGCCGCCGUGAUGACCUGGGAGGGGACAAGAGGCCCAGUACCUCCUCGGCCCUGCUGCAGGGGCCGGCUCCGGAGGACCACGUGGCCUUGUCGCUGUCUUGCACUCUGGUGUCUCACGCCCCUGAGAGGCCUGAAGACUCCCCGGGCGGGACCGGGACAUCUCAGGGCCGAAAACGGAGGCAGACCAGCCUAACAGAUUUCUAUCACUCCAAGCGCCGAUUGGUCUUCUGCAAGAGAAAGCCCUGAAGUGCCCACGGGAGGCUCGCCUUCUUCUGCUGUGUGGGUCAGGAGGCCUCUUCCCCAUCUUCCGCCUUAGCCUUCAUUCAGUGUGUCUUAAUUAUUAUUUGUGUUUUAAUUUAAACUUCUCCUGUAUAUACUCUGCCUGCCCCCUCCCAGCCUCCAAACUUAGUUAUUUAAAAAAACAAAACAAAACAAUGAAAUUAGUAGGACGGUA
This is a messenger RNA of Rattus rattus (black rat), 802 nucleotides long. It is a transcript of the gene Cdkn1a, whose product is annotated as cyclin dependent kinase inhibitor 1A. The coding region runs from base 106 to 594 and encodes 162 amino acids. Gene Ontology annotation, molecular function: cyclin-dependent protein serine/threonine kinase inhibitor activity. The transcript has 3 exons. The record is from RefSeq and is a predicted model, not a curated record. Gene Ontology annotation, biological process: signal transduction by p53 class mediator; regulation of mitotic cell cycle. Gene Ontology annotation, cellular component: nucleus. NCBI's taxonomy places the organism in Eukaryota, Metazoa, Chordata, Mammalia, Rodentia, Muridae.